CACUGAUUCCCAUGGGUGUCGCAUCUACCAGUCUCGAGCAUAAGCGAAGAUAGAGCUCAGGCGCUGUACGAUCGAUUCCACAAGCUGGCAUACAAUUCGACCGACCAACCCACAUCGUUCACCGUCACCUCUGACCGCGCAUUCGGUCUCUUAUCCUACGCCUUUGCGCCGGAACAUCAGGACCAUAUCAAGGUCCGACAGAUUGAACAUGAGAACGAGGAGACUUUGACGGGGACGACGGUGUUCAUGCCUAGCUCCAAGAGGAGGGAAGGCGAUGGCGGUGUGGGUACGCAGAUCGAUUUCGCGGGCUGGCAAGUCUGGUGGAGGGGGAUCGAGUUUGACGUCUGGCAAGCCAGAUACUUUGAUCCAAUCCGAUAUUCCUACGUCGUCCAGUCACACAUCAUCGGAAGGUCCCCUCAAGAAGCCUUUCCCCUCGUUGUUCCCCCGUCGACAUCCUCGUCCCCCAUCCUGUCCUCCGCGUCGGCGGCCGACUUGUUGAUCCUCGAGAUCGCCGCCUGGAACUCGGAAGUGAGGGAUGCCAUCUUGGUAUUCGACAGCGGGUACUGGCAGGUCGAUCGGAAGCUGUGGGAUAGCGUACAAAAGGCCGACUGGAAAGACGUCAUCCUCCCCACACCCCUCAAGUCCUCUGUUAGGCACGAAUACCGCUCCUUCUUCUCCUCCGAACGGAUCUACAAGGACCUCGAUGUCGCAUGGAAACGUGGUGUCAUCUUCCUAGGACCGCCAGGGAACGGAAAGACGAUCAGCGUCAAGGCGAUGAUGCGGGGCGUGGCCAACGGGGAAGGGGUGGGGAAAGAGACCAAGAGGGUGCUCUACGUUAGGAGCUUUCAUACAUACGCCGGGGACGAAUACGGCAUCAAGCAGGUCUUUGAGCGGGCUCGACGAGAAGCGCCGUGCUUGGUCGUCUUCGAGGACAUCGAUUCGUUGAUCACGGAUAACAACCGGUCGUUCUUCCUCAACGAAGUCGACGGGUUGGAAGAUAACGAUGGAUUGCUCAUGCUCGCCACGACGAACCACUUUGAUCGACUUGACCCGGCGCUCUCCAACCGUCCCUCCCGAUUCGAUCGCAAGUACACAUUCCCCGACCCCAACAAGUCGGAGCGUCGACAGUACGCCGUGUACUGGCAGGACAAGCUCGCCAACAACGACCGUAUCAAGUUCCCGAACAAGCUGCUCGAUGAAUUUGCCGCCAAGACCGACGGGUUCUCUUUUGCCUAUAUGAAGGAGGCCUUCGUCUCGGCUCUGUUGAUCUUGGCCGGAGACGAGACCAACGACCUGACGUUCCCCCGCGAAUUGAUGGCUCAGGUUGCCGCCCUCCGCAAGGAGCUCGAUAGCGACAAGUGAGGGAUCCUCGUGAUCUUUAGCUGUCGCCCGAGAGCAUAUGAUCGCGUUCUUCGCUCCUACGCCUCGCAUUGGGGGUGAACUUGUUUGUAAUGGACGU
Molecule: messenger RNA, 1459 nt
Organism: Filobasidium floriforme
Lineage: Eukaryota; Fungi; Basidiomycota; Tremellomycetes; Filobasidiales; Filobasidiaceae
Product: P-loop containing nucleoside triphosphate hydrolase protein
Exons: 8
Coding region: 247-1362 (371 amino acids)
Biological process (GO): protein import into peroxisome matrix
Cellular component (GO): peroxisomal membrane; cytosol
Molecular function (GO): ATP binding; ATP hydrolysis activity
Source: RefSeq, a predicted model, not a curated record